GUGCCGGAGAGUGAGGGAAAUCAGAGGCCCAGGAGACGCAGGAGCCGAGCAUGUAGCCUGUUCUUGCUCCCAGACUCCACCAAAGUGACCCGGUGUGAGAAGAUGCAUUUGUUAUUGCUGGUCUCCUUUCUCUUCUGGAUCUCAGGCUGCUGCAGUGCUCAGCAUUCAGUCACAGGUCCAAAGAAGGUGAGCGGUCAGGAGCAGGGCUCCUUGACAGUGCAGUGCCGAUAUGCCUCAGGCUGGAAGAAUUACAACAAGUACUGGUGCCAAGGACCUGAUAGGCAAUGUAAAGUUCUCGUUGAAACCAAUGGAUCAGAGCGGUUGGCGAACAAGAACCGUGUGUCCAUCAGGGAUGACCAGACAGCCUUCAUCUUCACCGUGACCAUGGAGGAUCUGAGGAUGAGUGAUGCUGGCAUUUACUGGUGUGGAAUUACAAAAACUGGUUAUGAUCCCAUGUUUGAAGUUAGUGUGAACAUUGGCCCAGCAACCCAAGCACCCACUACAGUGCCAACCACGCCCCCCAUCACCUCCACCACCACCAUCUCCACAGUGACAACCACGAUAAAAGAGACCAGCACAUUUCCAACGCCGACCAGCUACUACUCUGAUAACAGGCAGGACAGUGGUGGCAGCGGUGGUGACAGAGAUGGGUUUCUGGAUCUCAGUGUGCUCCUCCCAGUCAUCUCUGCAGCCCUGUUGCUUCUCCUGCUGGUGGCUUCACUCUUCGCUUGGAGGAUGGCGAAGAAACAGAAGAAAGCUGCUGGGCCACCCUCAAAGCAGGUACAGUCUCUGGAGGGUGAUCUCUGUUAUGCAAACCUGUCCCUGCAGCAGCCCAGAAUCUCCCCUGGCUCCUCCAUGUCUUCCUCUGGCAAGGACCACCAAGAGGAAGUGGAAUACGUCACCAUGGCUCCCUUUCCCAGGGAGGAGAUUUCAUAUGCUGCUCUGUCUUUGGCCAGCCUGGGUCAGGAGCCUACUUACAGCAACACGGGCUGCCUCGUUGCUCACGUUCCCAGGCCAGGCCUUGAAGAGGAAAUCACAGAGUACAGCAGCAUCAAGAGGCCCCUGCCUGCAGCCAUGCCUUGAUCUUGAUCCCUGAAGGCAGCCUGGCUGUGUGUUUCUGCACAUCUGCCUCUGUACCUGCUUCCUUACCAGGCCUGGUGGGUGACUGGAACUCUGUCCAUCCAUCUCUCAUGGCCGUCAUCUCUACCUUGAGCUUGGAGUUCAGCCUCAGGGCACUCCAGUGAAUUAAGGUUCCUUCCACACCCCCACUUAUAGCCAAUGUACUUUGGAAGGCACCAGGCAGGCUGCUUCAGGGAGGCUGUGU
Arvicanthis niloticus (Nile rat) is the source of this 1324-nucleotide messenger RNA. The record is from RefSeq and is a predicted model, not a curated record. NCBI's taxonomy places the organism in Eukaryota, Metazoa, Chordata, Mammalia, Rodentia, Muridae.